AUGGAUCAUUUUCCUUCACGCUGGGGCAAGCCUCGUUCAGAAGCUGUUGAUGCCUAUGGUACUGUUCCUAUGCCUCAAACUGUUCCAGAUCAAUUAGCUCAAUCAGCUUAUGGCCCAAUGACAAGAACUCAGAACCCUUUAAUAACAGGUACAUCUGUUCUUGCCUUUAAAUAUAGAGACGGUGUUAUGAUGGCCGCAGAUAUGCUUGGUUCAUACGGAUCUCUCGCUCGUUUCCGUGAUAUCAAGAGAUUAUAUCCAGUCGGCGAAAGCACGAUUGUUGGUGCAUCUGGUGAUAUCUCAGACUAUCAAUAUAUUCAACAUCUUUUGGAUUCUCUCAUGAUUAAAGAGCACUGUGCAGAUGAUGGACAUGUUUUAGGCACACCCCAUAUCUAUGAAUAUCUAUGGAGAGUCAUGUACAACAGAAGAUCUAAAUUCAACCCACUUUGGAAUGCCCUAGUCGUAGGAGGUCUCCACAAGGGCGAACGAUUCCUCGGUUAUGUCGACUUGAGAGGCACUACCUAUCAAUCAACAACCAUUGCCACUGGAUUUGGUGCACAUUUAGCACAACCUAUUUUGAGAAGAAGAGUUGAAGGCAGAGAAGACGAAUUGACAGAAGAAGAAGCAGUUGAGAUUAUGAAUGAAUGUUUGCGCGUGUUAUUCUACCGAGAUGCAAGAUCCUUAAACAAGUACCAAAUAGCAAAGAUUACCGAAAAUGGCUUACAUAUUAGUGAGCCUUAUCAAUUAGAUACCGAGUGGAGCUUUGCAGAGAAUAUUCGAGGAUACGGCGGUCAGCGCUAA
This is a messenger RNA of Rhizopus microsporus ATCC 52813, 798 nucleotides long. RefSeq names its product proteasome endopeptidase complex, beta subunit. The coding region runs from base 1 to 798 and encodes 265 amino acids. The record is from RefSeq and is a predicted model, not a curated record. Lineage: Eukaryota; Fungi; Mucoromycota; Mucoromycetes; Mucorales; Rhizopodaceae. The transcript is spliced from 5 exons. Gene Ontology annotation, cellular component: proteasome core complex.